This is a messenger RNA of Durotheca rogersii, 1756 nucleotides long. RefSeq lists its product as uncharacterized. The transcript is spliced from 2 exons. The coding region runs from base 397 to 1512 and encodes 371 amino acids. NCBI's taxonomy places the organism in Eukaryota, Fungi, Ascomycota, Sordariomycetes, Xylariales, Xylariaceae. The record is from RefSeq and is a predicted model, not a curated record.
GACUAGAUUUGGUUUCCUAUGAUCUUUCUCGCCACUGAGUUUGUCUCGUUUUCCUCUUCUUCCAGCACGCGUACCGGUGGAGCCAGUAACAAACCCAUUUUCCUUUGAAUCACAGCUUAUUCUUUCUUGUGCCUCGGACGCUCUCCCUACGAAACAAGGAUUACCAGAGCUCGUAGACAAUCAAGGCUUUGUUCGAGGCAUUGUCUUGAGCCAUAAUUAUAUUGAAUUGGUCCCGCAGUUCCGUCUAUAAUAUUCCCAAUGGGUAUAAAAUAAAUAUACCUACCUACUCUCACAGAGGAACUUCAGGUAAUUAUUUCUACAUCUCCUGACCGCGAAUCUAACAAGAUCUACAUACCUGUCUCUAGCCAUCCUUCGCAGCAUCAGUAUUAGGGGAAAAUGCAUUUCAUCCAUAUGUAUUGGGCCACCGUGGCGAGCCUAGCCUCGCUAUCGGCAGGCCAUGUCGUCCUAGAAAAUCCGAAGCCGUUUCGCUUCGUCGCCUACGGGCCCUCCAACCCCAUUUCAUCGACGGGUUCCGACUUUCCCUGUAAGAUACCAUCUGGCGGUACGCUGGAACCAGAUGGACCUCCAACGGUCAUGGCCAUCGGCGAAGAGCAGGUGGCUUCGUUCGUGGGCCAAGCUGUACACGGUGGCGGCUCGUGUCAGUUCGCUCUGGCUGGACCCAUAGCAGAUGAAGCCUGGGCCGACUAUCCACUGAAGAAUUCCGAAUGGAAAGUAAUCCAUUCUAUCGAAGGCGGGUGUCCGGCACGUAACCAGAAGGGAAAUCUGGAAGGGCCGAAUCAAGACAAAUACUCGUUCACCAUACCAGACGCCAUCGCCCCGGGCGAUUAUAUAUUUUCUUGGACUUGGCUCGCACGUAUCGGAGGACAGCCAGAGUACUACCAAAACUGCGCACCCAUCACAGUUACGCCGGCGAAGGCCAAGCGUAGUCGGGCCUCAGACCGCCGAGCAGCUAUCGCCAAGAGAGCAGAGCUCCCCGAGCUCUUCAUGGCUAACAUGGGAGACGUUUCAGGAGGCUGUACCACCGGAGAGGCUCUGCAGCAGCAGGUCGCGAUCGCGUUUCCCGACCCGGGCUCCUCGGUCGAGCGGCCCGAAGGUUCAAAUCUGUUUAAGCAGGCUUGCGACGGGAACCCACGCGCGAAGAAGGGCCUGCCACAGUAUCCCGGCGAUUCCGACGCAAGUGCGUCGCCCGUAGCUGCACCGACACCCACCUCGAGCUACGACACCUCGAGCGUCAGCACAUCCACGCCCGCGCCGUUAACUUCGACUGCCUCUCCCACGCCUCCGAGUACGACGUCGACGCAAGCCUCGAGCCCCAGCUACGACCCGACGCCGAGUACGGGAACGUGCGUAGAGGGCCAUCUUACCUGCCUCGAAGACGGCACCCAUUUCGCGACGUGUACCGGAGGGCAGUUGACACCCCCUCAGCCCAUCGCCCCUGGAUUCAAGUGUCGCGUUGGUUCUGGGGUCGGCCUGGACAUCUCCCCAGCGUGAUGUGUUAUCAAAUCGCAAUCUUGACCGAGUCUUGGGCGUACAAGUCGUUAUCUACCCCCGAACUAUCGAUAUCGCACCAAUACAUUUUGGUGAGAGGACGAGAAGGGAAACAACGUGGCCUCUCCUGUAGCUUGGUCCAUACAGAUAUUAGGCCUUCGCAUUUAAGCACCCCGACGUCCCUUAGAACCUCGUCUUUUUCUUUUCGGUGGGCUCUGCGAAAUUGGCAGCGGUGGCGACAUGGUCU